This is a messenger RNA of Selaginella moellendorffii, 1857 nucleotides long. RefSeq lists its product as uncharacterized. Lineage: Eukaryota; Viridiplantae; Streptophyta; Lycopodiopsida; Selaginellales; Selaginellaceae. The record is from RefSeq and is a predicted model, not a curated record. The transcript is spliced from 2 exons. The coding region runs from base 11 to 1663 and encodes 550 amino acids.
GAUAGAGAACAUGGCGGCAGGGUUUGAGAAUUCCGAGGUAAGCAGCACGCUCCAGGAAGACGAGAUCGUCCAUCUUAGCGAGGAGCUAGGCUGGCUAGUGAUUGGCGAGCAGCCGGAGCUCAAGAUCAUCGGCGAGGUCGACAAGAUCAAGGCCAGGGGAGAAGAAGAAGAAGAAAAAGAGCGAUGCUAUACAGCGCUCGUCCAUCUCAAAGCUCCCAAAGACGAUAGCUUGGCCGCCGCCGAUGCUCGCGCCCCGGUCGAUCUGGUCACAGUGCUGGACGUGAGCGGCAGCAUGCGCGGCCAGAAGCUGGAGCUCGUCAAGACCGCCAUGGAGUUUGUGAUCCGGAAUUUGCGACAGCAGGACCGCCUCGCGAUCGUCUCCUUCUCGGACGAGCCCAAAGUCCAUCUCGGUCUCAAGAGGAUGACUCACGACGGUCGAGCCGCGGCACUCAGUGCAGUGGAGAAGCUCCGGAGCUUGGGAGGAACAGAGAUCCGUCCAGGGCUAAAGGCUGGAUUCGAUCUUCUUUCGCGGCGCAAGAAUAGGAACCCGGUGUCGAGCAUCAUGCUUCUCUCGGACGGGAUGGACAAUGCGAUCACGUUCAAGCGAUGCAAAGUUCUUCCAGUGGAUUCCUACCUCGAGGACUGCAGUGAGCGGGUUCCAGUGCACACUUUCGGAUUUGGAAGUGACCAUGAUCCCGAGGCCAUGCUGAGUAUCGCGGAGGCCACAGGCGGAAGCUUUUGCUACGUGCAAGAGGAGUCCACCGUCCAGCACGCGUUUGCUCAGUGCAUUGGCGGGCUGCUUAGCGUGGUGGCACAGGAAGUGGAGGUCUUCAUCGAGGCGAGUGGCGGAGCGAAGAUCAAGAGUGUGGAGGCCACCGCCGGGAUGACAGCCAUGGAUGGAGAUCGAGCUGCGACGGUGAAGCUUGGAUCCCUGUAUGCGGAAGAGGAGAGAGAUAUCCUGGUGGAGCUCUUGCUGCCUAGCUCCGACUCGAGCUCUUUGUCGAUGGAACUUCUCAAAGUUGAGGGAAGCUUUCAAGACCCUGGGCAGUCGAACAAGACCCAACUGCUUGCAACUUCGAGCUUGGUGAUCCAGGAGCUCAAAGCUGGCGAAGAAGAGGAGGCGACAAAGAUCGAGGUGGACAGGCAGAAGAACCGUGUGAGUGCCUCGAAGGCGAUGGCUGCCGCUCGUAAGCUGGGGUCUGGCAGCUUGGCGUCGGCAAAGCAAGUGCUGGUGGACGUGAAACAAAAGAUAGAGAGCUCCCGAGCGUUUGGAGCUGGCGAUGGCUUGUCCAGGAGAUUGGUGAGAGAACUCGACGAGCUGAUCCAGUGCAUGAAGCGGGAUUAUUACCACUCCGAGGGACAUGCUGUGCUGCUUGCCAAGGGGAAUUCUCACUGCAACCAGCGAGCUUCGUACCAGUCGAGAGCACGGAAGCGCCCCGCUUUUUUCGAAGGUGGCAGAGGUGGCAGAGGGGGCAGAGGUGCUGGUGCUAAACCACGGAGCAAUGCAGCUCCUUGUCUUGGUGCUAGUGCUAAAAGAAUGAGCACUGGUGGGGUUCUUUCAGAAAGCCUGGUACAAGAGACAUCCUCAGAUGAUGAGUCGUACCGAACGUCGGCGAUGGUAGAUAUGCUGGACAAAUCCAAGAAAUUCAAGAGUAAGAGAUAGAUCUAGAUUUCAAGUUGACAAAGCUCGAACUUGACAAGCAUAAGUGUGUUCUGAACUCCAAAGCAAGCGUUUCUGGCCCAACACGAUCCAGAUCCAGCCAUUCCCCAUCCAAUGGUCAGGUCAACGACAAGAAAUAGUCAACGACCCAUACUUAAGCGCCCGACGUGAAAGCACUGGACCUUCUUAUGGAGUUU